UGGGGGGGGGGGGGGGGGGGGCAGAUGAUUCAUAAUUUUUUAAAGGUAUACUGUGAAAAAAGUUAAAUAAUGGUAUUAAAAGAUAUAAAUUUAGGAGAACAUUAAAGAAAAUCAUACAAAUAAGUGGUUUAAAAAAAUGAAUAUGUUAUAUAAUAUGCAAGGUUUUUUAAUAAAUUCAUGGAAACGUUCUAAAAAUAUUAAAAGAUUGUUAUUUUUGAAAUAAAUUAUGAAAUAAAUUCAUAGAAACGUUCUAAAAAUAUUAAAUUAUGAAUAUGUUGUGAUUCUCGUAUUGCUAUAUGCAUAACCGUCAUUGUUUACUGCGUGUUGGAGUAUUUGGAAAGCGAGAAAUGAUCUUAUUUUCCAGUAAAUCAGCUAGCACAUCGAAAACCGUAAAGGAUAUUAAAUCGUUUGGGUAUCUUUGGAUAAAAGAAUAAGUCUCUUUUUAGAAUCCAUAAUGUAAGGAAAAAUGCAGGUGACGUUACAACUAACUCGGCUUGUAAAUAGAAUUGAACAAGUCUCCAUCUUUUUAGGACUGUAACAGCUGGUGUCAUUUCUAAAUUAGGAUCAUCAUUUCUUUCACACAACAAAGGACUCAAAAGUGAUGUGUUUUGAUCUAGUUUUGAGAUCCUGAAAAGUUUCAUUAGACGUCACAUGGCUUCGGCCCCUGAAACCGCUCCCUCUCCACCACCACCACCGCCACAGCGCCCUCCUCCUCCCUCACCGCCACCACCACAUUACCCUCCUCCCUCCUCACCACCACCACCAUUUAAGAGAUCACCUCCACCGCCACGAUCCUAUAGCCCGCCAACUAACUCUACCCGCAAAGCACACCGUGAAUCCCCACAUUCUAAUACAAGUAAUGAGGAACUCAUUGUUGGACUAGUUGUGGCGGGUUUCGUGUUUAUGACUUUUGUUAUGAUUUGUAUUACAUGCUGUAGGAGGAAGAAGAAGCAGAAGGCGGCUGCUUACUACACAAAACCGCCCCCAGGUGGAGACUACUACAAAAAUCAAUGGCCGGACUCACCUCGUGAGCACGUGAUUCAAUUUACAAGGCCUGAAAUGAUAGGUGUUCCAGUGGGUGUGAGUGGCAAAUGGGCAGCCUCACCCAGAACCCCGAAAAUGCCUCUAGCAUUCAACAUGAACCACUUCUCAUACAACGAGCUGUCAACCGCCACUGAUGGGUUCUCACAGGCGAACCUUCUUGGACAAGGUGGGUUUGGGUAUGUCCAUAAAGGGAUUUUGGCUAACGGGCAUGAGGUGGCUGUGAAGAGACUGAAAUCAGGCAGUAAUCAAGGGGACAGAGAGUUUCAAGCGGAAGUUGAGAUCAUUAGUAGAGUGCAUCAUCGUCAUUUGGUAUCGCUUGUUGGAUACUCUAUAGCUGAUGCUCAGAGAAUACUUGUCUAUGAAUAUGUUCCUAAUAAGACCUUAGACUUCCAUCUUCAUGGGAAGCAUUGUCCCGUUAUGAAAUGGGAAACGAGGAUGCGGAUCGCACUGGGGUCAGCCAAAGGACUUGCAUACCUACACGAAGAUUGCGAUCCACGGAUCAUCCAUCGCGAUAUUAAAUCUUCCAACAUUCUCCUAGACUAUAAUUUUGAAGCAAAGGUGGCUGAUUUUGGAUUGGCUAAACUGGCUUCCGUGGAAGACACUCAUAUCUCAACACGCGUUGUGGGGACUUUUGGGUACUUAGCUCCAGAAUAUGCUUCAAGUGGAAAGCUUACAGAAAAAUCUGAUGUAUUCUCAUUUGGGGUCAUGUUGCUUGAACUGUUGAGCGGAAGGAAACCGAUUGAUCCUACCAGUAACCGCAUGGAAGAUGGCUUAGUCGAUUGGGCAGGGCCACUUCUCGCCAAGGCGUUGGAAGAUAGAAACUACAACGGGCUUGUUGACCCACGCUUGGAAGGGAACUAUGAACCACAUGAGGUGGCCCGUAUGGUUUCUUGCACAGCAGCUAGCAUCCGCCAUGCGGCUAAACGGCGUCCCAAGAUGAGCCAGAUUGUGCGGGUUUUGGAAGGUGAUGGAUCAUUAGAUACCUUGAACGACGCCCUUAAACCACAUCGAAUGGAGUCCACAUUAAGUGAGAACCAGAGCCACGACACACCGACUUCCAUUGUUCAUGACACCAAGGCCUAUAAUAAUGAUAUGAAGAGUUUUGUGGAGAAGGUAACGUCGAGUGAGAAGACUUCUAAAGAAGCCAGUAGCUAACACAAGUGCACCCGUUGUUCUCGAGCAACAAGAUAGCUGGCUACGCGCGUCUUGUAAGAAUGCAAGGUUCUAGGAAAGCUGGUGGUUGGUUUUCUGAAUUCGGUCAUGUGCUACAAGACAUUAAGGUAAGGUUUACGCGGUUGAAGGGUCGAGUAGAUAAGAGGAAUAAGCAUGAACAUCUUCUGCAAUUGUUUUAACAAUGUUUGUAACGUUGUGUAUACACUUUUGAGAAAUUUCUGUUGUAUCUUAAGAAACUAAGUAUAUGUUACAUUUUGUCGUA
Molecule: messenger RNA, 2479 nt
Organism: Helianthus annuus (common sunflower)
Lineage: Eukaryota; Viridiplantae; Streptophyta; Magnoliopsida; Asterales; Asteraceae
Product: proline-rich receptor-like protein kinase PERK4
Exons: 8
Coding region: 652-2199 (515 amino acids)
Biological process (GO): protein phosphorylation
Molecular function (GO): protein kinase activity; ATP binding
Source: RefSeq, a predicted model, not a curated record